AUGUGGUGCAAAGUCGGAUGUAUGAAUGAUCGUGACGAUUUUGCCGAGUUAGUCGGUAGUGCUCGGAGUGUUACAAAGUGUUCUUCGUUUCAUUUUAAUGGUCGAAUUCGUUAUGGAACAAAAGGUGAAAAAGUUGAAGAGCGUCUUCUGUGCAUGGACACGGUUAAAGUCUACAUUUGCUCAGUGAAGACUCCAGUUAAAAUUGAAUCGCAAUUUAACAUUCUUUCCAUAAAAUUGAUCGAACAUAUAUCUGAUUCUCAAGUUUUAAUCGAAGCUGAUGAAAAACAAAUUCAUACACUAUAUGGACUGCAUGAUAAAUCAUCUCUCCAACCGUUCCUCAUCGUUCUAAUACGUAACUUACACGCUGUUUUCCCUCAUCGAUUACAAUCGAUUGUGGAGAUUCGUCCUGAGAAUGAAUAUGAGAAAUUACUACGCUUAUCCAAUGAUUAUUGCCAAGACGUUAAUAUUAUGUCGACUGAACUACGUCCAUGUGGAGGAUUUUCACUACGUUAUGAAUGUGCGUGCGAUUUCUAUCAAUUACCCUGUAAUCGAACUGUACAGAGUAUUGUUGAUACGGUAUUUGCCCAUCGAAUAUCUCGGGAAUUUACAUUUCGAGAAUUUGAAGCUUUAACACAAAAAGACUGGCUGCCGAUAAUCAGUGCUCUUCGUUACAAUGAAUGGUUCACCAAAAUUACCAUCGAAAAUAUCAAACUAACAUCAGAAAAUCUUGAUGAGCUUUGCACAGUUAUUCGGUUGUGUAAAACAAUACGAAGUUUAUCUUUGAUCAAUUGUGGUCUUCGACAUGAUUUUUGUACUCGUCUUGCGCAUGCCUUACCCGUUACCCAUGUUGAGAAUAUCGACUUAUCAAACAAUGCAAUCGAAGAUAAAGGUUUGAUUGCAUUGAGUUCAACAUUACAACAACGGAAGCUACCACUUGUUUCCAUCAAUCUUCAAUCAUGCUCAAUAACCCAUAAGGGUCUACAUGUUUUUAAUACUGCGUUAGUUGCGAAUAAUAACUUAAUGAAAACCCUUCAAACUUUAAAUCUAUUCGGAAAUCGAAUCAAAGAAGAUAACUGUCUAACGCUACUCUUUCAAAAUUCUGACAAUGUUCUCGAAGAUUUAUACUUGAGCGAUCUAGAAUUUAGUCUCGAAUCCUUUUUCUAUACUUUGGGCACAACAUCGUGUAAACUUCGUCGAUUAUACAUAACAUCGGCGAAAUCAACUGUUUCUUCAUCGUUUACUGGCGGUGUGAAGUUGUUCUUCACCAAAAAUCAAACAUUAGAAGUCAUACAAAUAUCCAAUGCCAAUCUGUCAAAUGAAUUUCUUAGAGAGUUAUGUGAUGGUCUUCAUUCGAAUGUUCAUUUAAACAAACUCGAUCUACGUCUUUGUGGAAACCAAUUGGAAACAUUCAUACACGAAUAUGCCGUUCGAUUCGCAACUAUCCCAAAUUUAACGACACUAGAUAUUAGCGGAUGUGAUAUAGAUAACGAAAUUCCAACAUUGUUGAAUGAACUGAAGAAGAAUCGAAAGUUGAAAUCAUUGUAUAUGGGGAAGAACUUUAAUAAUAUUAAACAAAGAAAUAUGCAAAGGACAAUCAAUGCAAUGAAAGAUCUUGUCAACGAGAGUGAUUUGGAAUGCUUUUCAAUGGCUGAUUCGAAAUUGAAGGAAAAUGCCAUCGAUUUUCUGUCGAUCGUAACUCAAAAUGUUUCUUUGAAAGUGUUGGAUAUUCGAGGAAAUUUAAUGGGCGAUCAAGGCGCUCGUCUCCUAACGCACAUUCUUCAAAUGAAUCGUCAUUUACACACGAUACUUUUUGAUCGAAAUCAAUUAUCGUUGGCCAAUUUCGAGGACAUUGUCAAUUCAAUGGACGAGAAUUAUACUAUUCAAUAUCUACCUAUACCAAUAACGGACAUUAUUCUGAUGAAAAUUACUGAAAAAGAUCGCAUGGAAAAGGUUCAAUCGUUGAUGAAUAAGCUUGAUUCAAUUUGUACUCGAAAUCAACAGCAAAAAGAAAAUUUCACUACGGAAAAUUCACUGUUGUUAAUAACUGCAGCUAAUCUAACUCGAGAGAUUCAUUUAGCAUGGGAAAAUCAGCAGCAAUUGAUCGGCAAUCAAGCCUCACUUGAUUAUGUUUUAUCUUGUUCUAAUCGAUUGAAUAAUCACAAUCAUCCAACGACGAUUAAUAGCGAUUUAAAUUCAAUCUUAACUCGAACAGCUAACAUUAGCAAGAUUUCGGCUCAAUUAUAUGACGAAUAUGUGAAAGAAGAAGAACAAUUGAAAGACGAAUGGAAUGAACUGUGUAAAGUUUUCAAACAGAAAUUUAUUGAAAAAAACGAACGUUUGUCGAGAAAAUUCUAUCAACUGUUCAAAGAACAAACAACUAUCAAUUACGACGAUAAACUACAAGAACAAAUUCGAACAUACUUUGCACAUUCGAAUGAUAAUAUUGAUCAGUUAUUGACUAAAGAAAUAUCGAAUCGAGUCAUGAAAUGCUCUCGUGAAUGCUAUAUCAAUGUCUCAACAUGUCUACAAAAACGAGCGUACGAUACGACCAAUGAAACAAUUUCCGACAUGCAAAAACAAAUGGAAAUUGAUAUGUUUCGUACAAACGCUCCUCAACACGGAACCUUAGUAAUGGACGCACAACCACAUACCCCAACAUCAACCCUUGAACGUGUUGUUAAUCGUGGUAAUCAUGUUGUACAACGUUUAGCCCAUCGGCAUAAUCAACCGCAAGUUGAAACCACUGAUGAUACAUCUAGUAAUCGACAAAUAAAACCGAUUGAAUCGAGUGAAUGUCUGAGAGAUCCUUCACCAAAAUCAAUUCGAGCAGCAGCUCGCAUACCGAAUGAGCCAGAACAUCGUAUUCCAACAGCAACACAAAAUAGUAAAGGUCCCGUACCCACCUCACCUAAACCUGCCACAUCAGCCUGGCGUAAAUCAAUGCUAGUGAAUACAGCUGACUCGGAAACUAUGUCAACAGUUUCAGAAACAAUAUACGGCAAUGUUCAUAUUUCACAACGACUUAAGACCAAUGAGUCGUCCGUUGAAGAUGAAGGUGAUCUUAUCGAACAUGAUCUACUUGAUAUAGUCAAGGAAGAGGAACAAAAAGAGCAAAUGAAAGAGACCCCACCAGCAUUGCCUGUGAAAAAACGAACUGCUACAACUACUAGUAACGGACAAGAAAAUAAUCUUGACGUCGAUAUUGAAUCAACUCCAAAAUUAGUUCAUCCAGGCAAAGAUCGCCCUCGUCGUGCAAACGUUCGACGACCGAUCAAACGAUCAGUAAAUGGUGCUAACAAUGAUAGUUCAUCCGAUGGCGGUCUCCUAACAGAUGAUAAUGAUGACACGAGUGUCACGGACCCACCUAUUCAAACGCCGAAUGAAGUGACAACAACUAUUCCAAACAGUACACAAACGAACGAAUCAACACCAAAAUCAAGCAAAUUCAAAAAAACGAUUGCGAAAAUUCUUAAACCAGUAAUCAAAACCUCCAAAAAUCCAAACGAUGAGUCGACUAUCUCGUCAAGUAACAAAACACCUGUACCUCAACCACGUCCCCCACCAAUCAAUCCAAUGUCUAAGUCAAUGACUGUCGUCAAUAAUGAUCCAGCACAGAUAGUUAAUUUCGAUCCAUCGAACAGUUCAUCACUAGGCAAGCCUUCAAUGUCAACAAGUUUAUAUUCACCGGUCAUAUCAUCGACUAAUUCCGAGCAUAAAGAAGUCACUCAUUCAACCGAAUCGAUUCCGUCAUCAGUUCCACCAGUUUCAACACGAACAGGCAAAAUCGCUCUUGGCGCUCGGGUACUUCCUGUAUCUGAUCCUAGUAGUACUGAUGCACCACCAGUCAAAUUAAGACAUUUUCAAUCCGAGAGAAGACCAAUCGCUGGAGUCAUUUCAUCCUUAUCAGAAACAACUCAUACAUCCGAUACUAACGCUGGUAACAGUGUCGAUGUACCUACUGUUCCUUCUUCUUCACUAUCAACAUCUCAUACUGACGAACAAACCGAACAGUACAAACGAUUGCCAGUGAAGGAACGCGCUCGUAUGCUAUCGACAACACUGACUGCAAUGACACCGACCGAUAAGAAAACGUUGACAUCUACUAAUACAACGACAAUUUCAUCAUCAUCAACUCCACCGUAUACACCUCGUACGUAUCGACGACUAAUCGAACAAGUGAAUUUAUUCUGUUGA
This is a messenger RNA of Adineta ricciae, 4194 nucleotides long. The record is from the annotation of a GenBank genome assembly. NCBI's taxonomy places the organism in Eukaryota, Metazoa, Rotifera, Eurotatoria, Adinetida, Adinetidae.